AUGAGCGCUCCAAAUGAAAUUGUUUGGUUGGGCAAACUCUUUUUGUUCAGAUUGAACAACAAAGUCGUCGACACCUAUGAAUCUUGCAAGAAGAAGAUUUUGGACAAGGUCAAUAACAAGAAAGUUAAGAAGGUUGAAGUUGUUGAAGAGGUUGAGGUUCAGCAGCCUACCAGAAUCAUUCAUUUGUGGCUCAAUUUCGGGAGAGACUUCAAGCAACCGGCGGAGCGGAAAAUUAGCGUCUUGGCUAAAUAUUACCGACCAUCCCUCACAACCUCAUCAUCACCACCAUCGCAUCAACAACUCCACCAGCACUCUCUCUUUUUCUCGCAAAUCGUCACAUCGCAAUCCGUUUUUCCAAUUAUCGCGAGUCUUUCCAAAAUGUCUUUUACACGCGCCAUUCCUCGCGCUACCAGCACCAUCGUCCGCACACAAUCAGCAGUUCUCAACCAAGCACGAAAUUUGUCCAUCACCGCAGCCCGAAAAUCAGCAGAUCAUGGUGACCACUAUGAGCCACCGAGCGGAUGGUUAUUUGGAGUGAAACCUGGAGAGAAGGCGGAGAAGGAGGGAUGGGAGAAUUUAUGGGUGUACGGGUUUUUUGGAACUUGUGCUUUUGGAAUUGUGGGUUAUGCAGUUAAGCCAGAUACCUCGAUACAAACAUGGGCAUUAGAAGAAGCACGCAGAAGGCUAGAAGCCGAGGGGAUCUUGAAGGAGCCAGAAGACAAAUCAUAAACCAUUAUACUAUUGGGCAAGCAAUUCACAAUGGAGAAUCUGGAACUGGAUGGAACGCUCAAGGACGAAGGCUGAUGGAGCAGGGGAGUUGUACAUACGAAGGAUUGAUGAUGGAAGGCUAUGAACAUCUUGCGCAGAAUUCCAAGAUGUACGGGUUGCACGGAAUAUUAUGCGUGCUAAUAGAACGAAG
This is a messenger RNA of Botrytis fragariae, 919 nucleotides long. RefSeq names its product putative nadh:ubiquinone oxidoreductase subunit protein. The transcript is spliced from 3 exons. The record is from RefSeq and is a predicted model, not a curated record. Lineage: Eukaryota; Fungi; Ascomycota; Leotiomycetes; Helotiales; Sclerotiniaceae. The coding region runs from base 1 to 729 and encodes 242 amino acids.